Messenger RNA from Oldenlandia corymbosa var. corymbosa, 312 nucleotides. The record is from the annotation of a GenBank genome assembly. Lineage: Eukaryota; Viridiplantae; Streptophyta; Magnoliopsida; Gentianales; Rubiaceae.
AUGUCUGGACGUGGAAAGGGAGGCAAGGGAUUGGGAAAGGGCGGUGCCAAGCGUCACCGUAAGGUUCUGAGGGAUAACAUCCAGGGCAUCACGAAGCCGGCGAUCAGGCGUUUGGCUCGCAGAGGCGGCGUGAAGCGUAUCAGCGGUCUCAUCUACGAAGAAACUCGUGGGGUCCUCAAGAUCUUCUUGGAGAAUGUCAUCCGUGAUGCAGUGACCUACACAGAGCACGCCCGCCGUAAGACUGUCACCGCCAUGGAUGUCGUGUAUGCUUUGAAGAGGCAGGGCCGUACCCUUUACGGGUUCGGUGGUUAA